This is a messenger RNA of Prunus armeniaca (apricot), 1353 nucleotides long. Lineage: Eukaryota; Viridiplantae; Streptophyta; Magnoliopsida; Rosales; Rosaceae. The record is from the annotation of a GenBank genome assembly.
AUGGCCCAGCAAUCCAACGGCGGCGAUCUGGGCACUCAGCAACAGCAGCAGCAGCAACAACAACAACAGCAGCAACAGCAGCAGUGGAUGCAUCAGCAUCAGCAUCAGCAGCAAUGGAUGGCCAUGCAGUACCCAGCAGCGGCGAUGGCGAUGAUGCAGCAGCAGAUGAUGGUGUACCCGCAGCAUUACAUGCCUUACGCUGCUGCAGCUGCCCAUCCGCAUCAUCCUCAUCACAAUCCCUACCAGCAGCAGCCUCAGGCCGUGCCUUAUCAGCAGCAGCAGCAGCAGCCGCCGAAGCAGCUGCAGCAGUCCCCCUCUCAGAAACAAGGGCCCACCGAUGAGAUCAGGACCAUCUGGGUGGGCGACCUUCACCACUGGAUGGACGAGACUUACCUUCAUGGAUGCUUUGCUCACACUGGGCAGGUUUCCACAGUAAAGGUUAUACGCAAUAAGCAAACUGCUCAGUCUGAGGGAUAUGGAUUUGUCGAGUUCUUUUCACGAGAAGCAGCAGAAGAAGUUCUGCAGAGCUAUAAUGGUGCUGCAAUGCCGAAUACAGAGCAGCCUUUUCGUUUGAACUGGGCAACCUUCAGUGCUGGGGAUAGACGAGCAGACACUAGUUCUGAUCUAUCUAUCUUUGUAGGAGAUUUGGCUACAGAUGUGACUGAUACUAUGUUGCAGGAGACCUUUGGUAGUAGAUAUUCAUCUGUCAAGGGAGCGAAAGUUGUUCUAGAUGCAAAUACUGGUCGUUCAAAAGGUUAUGGUUUUGUUAGGUUUGGUGAUGAAAAUGAGAGGUCAAGGGCCAUCACUGAAAUGAAUGGUGCAUAUUGUUCGAGCAGGCCCAUGCGCAUAGGUGUUGCAACACCCAAAAAAUCACCUGCUUAUCAGCAACAGUAUUCUUCACAAGCAUUGGUAUUAGCUGGUGGUGGACAUGCAUCAAAUGGCGCUGUUGCUCAAGGUUCCCAGUUUGAUAGUGAGACCAAUAACACAACUAUAUUUGUUGGAGGGCUUGAUUCGGAUGUCAAUGAUGAAGACCUCAGGCAGCCUUUUUCUCAAUUUGGUGAGGUUGUCUCGGUGAAAAUACCAGUCGGAAAAGCAUGCGGUUUUGUUCAGUUUGCUAAUAGGAAGGAUGCUGAGAAUGCAAUGCAGAUGCUGAAUGGAACUGUUAUUGGAAAGCAAACAGUUCGUCUUUCUUGGGGCCGCAGUCAGGGGAACAAGCAGUGGAGAUCCGAUUCAAGUAACCAGUGGAAUGGGGCACAUUAUGGAGGACAGGGUUAUGGUGGUUACGGACAUGCUGCGCCACAGAGUCAGGACCUGAGCAUGCAUGCUGCAGCCGCAGUUCAUGGGGCUUCUUAA